AACGCUGUUUUCGUCUUCCCUUCCUUCUAGAAACUAAAAUAGAAAUCUAGAACCCUCUUUUCCCCUUCCAUUUCUUUCCAGAAUCUACUUCUUCAUCCAUAUAAAUCCGCGAUUCAAACUCUACUUCCUCAUCAUUAUCAUUCUGUUAUAAAACUACUACAUCUCAUUUCCAGUUCUUCAAUCGCUUUCUACAACAACAAUCGAAAUGGAAUUCAGUCUGAUGGGAUUAGACAUUCCGUUCCUCCGAAACCUCCACCACAUCCUCGAAUCCACCGAUGACAACACAACCGGCAACAAGUCCAACAACGGCGGUCCUUCUCGGGCUUACGUCCGCGACGCAAGGGCAAUGGCGGCAACCUCUGCUGACGUGAAGGAGUAUCCUAACUCCUACGUGUUUAUUGUGGAUAUGCCGGGGCUGAAGUCGGGAGAUAUAAAGGUGCAGGUGGAAGACGACAACGUUUUGGUUAUAAGCGGAGAGAGGAACCGAGAGGAAGAGAAGGAAGGAGUGAAGUAUGUGAGGAUGGAGAGGAGGAUUGGGAAGUUCAUGAGGAAGUUUGCAUUGCCAGAGAAUGCGAAUACGGAUAAGAUAUCGGCGGUUUGUCAGGACGGUGUGCUUACGGUGACUGUGGAGAAGCUGCCUCCGCCCGAGCCCAAGAAGCCGAAGACAAUCCAGGUGCAGGUGGCUUGAAGAAUGCGUAUGAAUAAUAAUGAAUCGGAUGUUUGAUCUGUAAUGGAAUGUUAUGGGGUUUAAAGAAUUUUAGUGGAUAUCUGGUUUGUUGUUUGGCUCUGUAUGCUACCAUAAUCGACGUGCUGUUUGUUUAUUUUGGGUUUAAAUUCAUGGAUAUUUGAUUUCA
Helianthus annuus (common sunflower) is the source of this 854-nucleotide messenger RNA. RefSeq names its product 17.9 kDa class II heat shock protein-like. Bases 206 to 688 code for a protein of 160 amino acids. Gene Ontology annotation, biological process: response to salt stress; protein folding; protein complex oligomerization. The record is from RefSeq and is a predicted model, not a curated record. The transcript has a single exon. NCBI's taxonomy places the organism in Eukaryota, Viridiplantae, Streptophyta, Magnoliopsida, Asterales, Asteraceae.